This is a messenger RNA of Hydractinia symbiolongicarpus, 3219 nucleotides long. Its product is annotated as disks large-associated protein 5-like. The record is from RefSeq and is a predicted model, not a curated record. NCBI's taxonomy places the organism in Eukaryota, Metazoa, Cnidaria, Hydrozoa, Anthoathecata, Hydractiniidae. The transcript is spliced from 15 exons. The coding region runs from base 39 to 2480 and encodes 813 amino acids. Gene Ontology annotation, biological process: signaling.
ACUUCAUGUUAAUAGUGCUUAUAGUCUAGUUUAUAAAAAUGGAUGCAUUAUUAUUUAAACCACAAUUAAAAGUAAAUCAAUAUGACAAAGAUGAUGCUCGUGAUUAUAAGAGGAAAGAAAACAACCUUAGAUGCAAGCAAGCAAGAGGGUUAUCAGUUAAAGUGAAGCGAAAAAUCCCGCAGACCCUCGAAAUAUCUAAUGAAUCAAUUCAUGACUCGAAAGUUAUUGAAAAAUCUAAAAAGGUCAUACCAUCAAGAUUAGAAAUGCUUAAAGAGUGGAAAAUUAAAAAGGAGAAACAGAAAGCAGCCAGCAAGAAACCGAAAGCAUUUGUUGUCAAGCAUGUAGUACACAAAGAUAACAAUAUUUAUAAAGAUGAGAAUCGGAGGAGGAAUCAGAAGGAGAAUAUCAUCAUUGUGGGAAAGAAAAUCGACUCAACGAAACAGCCGACAAAACCAAAGGUUUUAAGAGAAAGGAACGUAAAUGUGGAGAUCAAUCAGACAAGUCAAAAACAGAGCCUAGGUUGGAAAAAGUCUCAACCAUCUUUAACAAAAAAACCGCCACAAAAGAACAGGAUUAUUCAAACAAGAUCUACUUCAAAUGUUAGCAAAACGUUAGACAAUGAUAAGAAAGUCGGGAGAACUGAAAAUGAACCUGUUACGCGUAUUUUAAGAGGUAAAAAAAAUGUUGAAAAUAAAAGGGAGAAGACUAAAAACUUUAGUGAAGUUGGCUCUAAGCCAUCAACACAACCUAAUGUAAGUGAAAACAUUGAAAAUAAUAAAACCUCUUCGCCAAAAGAUUUAAAUGACAUUGAACAAAAACAAGCUGAAAGUAUUGAAGUCAUCGACCUCCCUGUAGAAGCAAUAGUUGAUGAGCCUACAACGUUCGAGCCACCACAAGGACUAGCUUUUAUUAAUUUUAAAUUCGAUAGGGACGCUCUUUCUCCAAGAAAGUUUUUAGAUGGGCAAAUUCAAUCAGAAGUUAGUGGUGAGGAAAAAACUUUGUCUCCAAAUACAUCUGAAAAAGCCAAUAGCGUUGAUGGUACGCCCGAAUGUGUAAAGGUUUAUCCAAAAGUAGAUUCGCUUCGUAAAUCUGCUCGAUUGGUACGUAGUAAAAUCACAUCAAAUGGUGACUUAGAUACGCCCAAAACGCCGGUUGCUUUGUUUAAAGAAAGAGAGGGUAUUACCCCAGCAAGAAUCACAAGUUCCAAAAGAAACAGCUUAACUCCAAAUCCUAAGAAUUUUCUAAGCAAGGUGGAAGAUCCAGUUGCACAGCGUAUCGAAUCGCCAAAGUUACAAAGUAAAGUUGACUUGCUGAGGACACCACCUGAUAUGAAAAAGAGUGUCAACCAUUUCACGGCAUUAGUCUCCAGCGAGGAAGAAAAGUUCUCUUCUUGUUGCGAAAAGUGGAAUAAAGUAAUGGAAGAGAAUACAGCACCGGAGAAAGACCAUGGGAAUAUUCUUGCAGCUAUUGGACAAGCUCAACUGUUCAUGCGAAAACGAUUUAAACAAUUUAAGGAAUUGAUAGAAUUACAUAAGGACAAAACUGCCGAGAAGGCUGCACAUGCGUCAGAUUUAGAUGGUUUUUGGGAAAUGAUAUAUUUUCAGGUAAAGGAUGUGCAUAAACGCUUCGCUGAGUUGGAAGUCUUACAAAACAACAAUUGGGAAGAACCACAAGAUAGCUGUAAAGCUGUGAAGAAAGUUACCAAAGUAAAGAAAAAUGUAGUAGUUAAGAAACCAGCUCCAAGCAAGACAUCAACAAGAAAAAGUGACUUUAAAAAGUUCAGAGAACAAAUGAAAGCAAAGAAUUUAAAAGAACAACAAGGUGAUGCAGCUGGUGCGUUUGUGUCGAUCAUAACUACUUCCGUCGAUGAGGAAGGGAAGAAGGUGUUGACACCCAUGCGUCGUUCGCUACGCAACUUCAAUGCAUCUGACAUCAAAAAUAGCCCAGCAGUUUCUAUGGUAAUUCCGGUUGAUGUUUCUGUUAAGAAAAGUGUUGAUGAAUUUUCUGCGGAUUCCUUGGAAGAAACCUCACCAGAAAAGCAGAAAACCAAAAUGAAACAGAAGAUUGAUAAUCCAGGAGAAGAAAUUGUGAAGUCGUUGCGGCGUUCGACAAGAAAAACACCUUCCAAAUAUCGUAGCGUUGAUGCUGUCACUACACAAAGGAAGCCUGCGGAUGUUGCAUGUAAUCUUUUCACCGACAGCGGAGAAGUUUUUAAUGAACCAGAAUUGAAUAAUGAAGAUGAGAACUAUGAUUUCAACAAGUAUCUUUCAAAAACCAUCAUAUCUGAAGAUCAACCAGUGAAACGCGAUUUGCUGUCUUCAUUCGACGAUCGUGUGGACACUCCACCCCCUCUCCCAUUAAAUGACCUAAUGAUGUUUUCACCUAUAGUAACAAAGCUGAAUAAUGAAAGGAGUGUUCCUAUUCAACCUUCAAGUUCGGUACAGCCAACGUCUUCUUUGGUGAAUGAUCUUUUGUCUUGAAAGCUUUGUGAUGCAUCAAAUUGACUUGUAAUACACUACAUAUUCGGAUUUGUGUAUAUUUAUAUCUAUAUACGGAGUAAUAAGUACUGGACAUUCACUAAGAAGGAUAGACACAUUUCAAGAUGACAGCAGGGAUUAGCGUUUUCUAAUUCAAAAUGACUUUUAGCAUAUUUGUGAUAGCAUCUUCAUUAAAAUAUUUCAUAAAAUUAUCCUAUUUUUUAUACUUAACCAUGGGUACAAUACUCGCCUGUACUUGUUUAAACCAAGUAAAUCAGCGCAUUCCAAUCUGUCAAUGGUCACUUUAUUGGGAGCAUUAUAUUGUGAAAGGUUUUCUUCAUCUCUCGUUUCUUUUUUCUUUUCUUUUCUUUUUGCAUAAAAUUUUUAUGUGUUUCUAUACUUUGGCUGGGUAUCAAGGAAUCUGUGUCAGUCAUCUCUUUCCCAGAUCUCUUUGGGAUAAGAUUAUAUUUGAGGGUGAUAAUAAUGUGUCUUGUAUUUCAGCUAUGAAAUGCCGGGUAAAAAGUCAUGUAAUGUAUGCUGAGUCAACGGAAGUACUAUAACAUAUUUUCUGCAGAAACCCUUCACUUGCAGACAUUCCUAGCUGACAUUGUUCUGUGUUCUGCAGGGACUUUUUUGGUCAAAUCGUCAACGAGAAGUUGGUAUAUAUUUAUCAGGUGAUAUAUUUAAAAACUUGUAAUAGUUUAUUUCUUUUUUAUUGUAACAAUAAAACUGAUAUUCCUUA